GUGAGUGUAAACGGAUCUUGCUGAUCUUGCUUUAGAGAGGGACAGAGAGUACCUUCUGGGCUGCCAGAAGCCACAGCCCGAGAAAUCCAGGUUUUAGCUAAGGAAUUGGAUUUCACCCACAUCUUUUCACAGAGGAGUGUCUUCAGCCCACAUUUGUUCACAGAGGAGUAUAUUCCUGUUGAUCUAUGCCACUCCAUGUAUCCUUUCUUGGCUUCUCUAUGGAUUUUGUUGUUGUUGUUCAGAAGUUACUGGAUCUUUCCCUUCUGUACCAGCUCUGUAUUCUUUGACGGACCAAGAAAUGUGGAUUUAGAAGGGGCCAUUUAGACCAAUGAAUCCAACCCAUUAUUUACUGCUGGAAUCUAAAUCCGUGCAUCCUUGUAGGAAACCAGCAUCCCCUAGUUUUCCAAUAUUACUUUUCUUGUUAAUAUACAAAUUCUAUUAUUUUUUAAACAUAUUGAACUAUGUCCAGAAUAUAGUGGUUGAGGACCAGAACAGAAAUAGUGUUACAAAAAACUUAGUAUAUGUUGUUGCUGGUUUUGUUGGAGAAGCUCAAGGCAAAACUGAGUAGAUCUGCCUUUUGUUAUGUAUUAGUGUUUUGCAAUCACUGUAGAACAGCUGGUAUAACGUUUCUUAUCUUUCUUUUCAACAUAUUUAAAGAAGUCCUUGGAGCAUUCUGACCCCAUCUCUAGAGUUCCAGGUUACAUCUGUGUCCUCUUCCUUUGUGACCUGUUCUUUUUCUACCACCUCGCUUUUUGUUUUUAGAUCUUAAUUUUUUGUACAGAUAUGUCAGUUUGUGUUUGUGUUUUUGUUUUACUUGUCUGUUUCUUUUUCUUGUUGGAAUUGUUUUCAGUUGUUCUUUUACUGUCUCUCAUUUUAGGAUCUUCCACCCAUUUUGAGUUCCUUUUCCCAUUAGCUUCUCCUGUCUUGGAAUCCCACUUAUUACUUAACAGAGUUCCUUAAACUGAAUUACUGAAUUCCUUAACAGACUUUCUUAAACUCCAAGAUAAGCAUUCAGUCACAGACUGUUUUAGUUUUUAUUUAUAUUGAGAAUUCCAGUGUAACAUACUCACUUUCUCCUAAUCUUCUUGUGCCUUUUUCUGAAGGAGAAAAUUGUCAUCAAGAAAAGUCAGAGAAUUCCUUGAAGAACUAUGCUUGGCAGAAUGUUUCUCCUAGCAAAUGUUGAGAAGAUGCUUUCUGCACUGUGGCUCACUGGCUGGAUUUCUCUCGUUCAUUUUUCAUUCAGCUGUUGUGUAAACCUUCCUAGCUUUUUGCCUGAAGGACAGCCAGCAAGUAUCUCUUGUCCACUACGUAUCCAAUCUAAGUAUACUGUGACUUGGUACGGAAAUGAUAGUGAUAUACCCAUACCUACGGAUAACUACUCCCGGGUCCAUCAGCAAGGAAACUUGCUUUGGUUUCAUCCUAUAAAACUAGAAGAUUCUGGAAUGUAUCAAUGUGUUUAUAAUUCAACAAGAUCUAAAAAAAAACUAAUUGUGCUUGAGAAUAGCGUUGGACUGUGUUUUAAUACAGAAACAGUUUAUAUGCAGAAACUUUCAUUGCAUUACAAUGGGAAGCUGACUUGUCCAGAUCUUCAUAAUUUCAGAAAUUAUGAAAGUGCUCCACUUGUUUCACAAUGGUAUAAGGCAUGCCAUUUGCAUUUGUAUGAAGACUGGAAAUUUCAGACUUCUGGAGAAAAUCUUUUAAUUAAUCAUGUAUCUAAGGAAGAUGAAGGAAUAUAUAUAUGCAAAGUUAAACAUACAUAUAUGGGAAAAGAAUAUAAUAUUUCACGGACCAUUAAUCUAACUACUUUUGAACCACUAAAGAAAAAAUCUCUAGAGAUAAUUUACCCAAAGAACAACUCAGUUGAAGUCAAACCAGGAUCCAGAUUUGACAUGGUUUGUAAUGUCUCAGUAGAUCCUCUGGAUAGAGCAUCUCUAGUCUGGGAGUUCAAUGAUGAGAACUUAAAAAACAUAGAUAAGGAGUAUAAGUAAGUACAACAGGAUAUUUUC
Python bivittatus (Burmese python) is the source of this 2006-nucleotide messenger RNA. The record is from RefSeq and is a predicted model, not a curated record. NCBI's taxonomy places the organism in Eukaryota, Metazoa, Chordata, Lepidosauria, Squamata, Pythonidae.